Messenger RNA from Patiria miniata (bat star), 712 nucleotides. RefSeq lists its product as uncharacterized. Lineage: Eukaryota; Metazoa; Echinodermata; Asteroidea; Valvatida; Asterinidae. Bases 158 to 565 code for a protein of 135 amino acids. The record is from RefSeq and is a predicted model, not a curated record. Gene Ontology annotation, biological process: positive regulation of voltage-gated potassium channel activity; sleep; regulation of synaptic transmission, cholinergic. The transcript has 3 exons.
GUCUGUGGCAUAAAUAUGUAUUUAAAAAAAGAGGACAGUUAACAGCUCACUAUACGUGUUGACACAGCAGACAUGAAACCAACUACAUGUAGCUCUGUUAAUUCCUGCGAGUGUGAAUUAGAAUGAAAUAUCAUAGAAUUCUUGUUGCCGAUUUAUCAUGAUGAUGACGAUGAGGACAUAUCUGUUACCGGCUAUUGCUCUAUUUUGGGCCAGUUUUGGCAGCACUGGCUCCCUUAAAUGCUUCACUUGUAGUUCAGACGUCAAGGCCAACUGCAGGGAUCCGUUCUACAACGUGAGUGUCGACAUGCCCUCGUGCGGCUAUGAAAUAAGCCAAGGAGUUUGUACGAAAAUGAUAACUGCAGAAGACGUCGUGAUCCGAGGCUGCGGGCUGAAGACCUCCUGUCCUGACACGGGCGACAACGGCUGCGAACAAACCUCGGGAACCACGAGGUGUUGUUGCAAUGAGGAUGGGUGCAACAGCGCCACCACGCGGAUCGUAGACUACUUGGUCCUUACCGCGGCCGUAACGUUCGCCGCAGUGGUUGUCAAUGUUGAACUACUGUGAUGUGAAUCUGCUUACAAAUACUCCCUUGAAAAAUGGAGUAACUUUAAUCUCGAAUACAGUCCUGCGAGACUGGAACCUUUACGCAGAGUUUUGAAAAAAAGGCAUGCCUUAGGCCAAAAAAAAAAAGUCUCCGGUUUCUGGUAUGCG